Messenger RNA from Kalmanozyma brasiliensis GHG001, 3117 nucleotides. RefSeq lists its product as uncharacterized. NCBI's taxonomy places the organism in Eukaryota, Fungi, Basidiomycota, Ustilaginomycetes, Ustilaginales. The transcript has a single exon. The record is from RefSeq and is a predicted model, not a curated record. The coding region runs from base 1 to 3117 and encodes 1038 amino acids.
AUGCCAACGGACCUCACAUCUGCGCUCAAUCUGCUCCCGCCAGAGCUGCUGCAGCCGCACCAACAGCAGCAGAUGCAACAGCUCUUCGGUCAGCUUGCUUCAUCUCAGCCAGGUGCCCCUCCUUCUAUACCACCGCAUCUGCACGCACAGCUUCAGCCUGGUCUUCAAAGUCUACUCGGCCAGCAGAUUCAUGCUCCACAAUCCCAACCUACACAGCUGCCCGAGGGUCCGUCGUCGCGCCAACAGCAGUCGCGACAACGCCCGCAACAGCAGCGCCAGUCUUCGCAGCAGCACCUGAGCCAACCUGGUCAGCAGAAUCCAGCGGGACCCUCGUCUCGCCCACAACCAGGCAACGCCCAUCUUAACACACAGCUCCAGCAACCGCAAAGUCUCGCACAACUACUCGGUAGUGGGGGUAGCCCUCAGCCCUCGCUCUUACAAGAGCAUGCAUCGAUUCUCUCCAAUGCACAGUCUUCGAUAUCGAGCUUCUCGCAAUCUUUGCACAACGCCAAACAGGCAACUCCGGCGGACAGAGGUGACAUUCGCAAUGUCUUGUCCAUGCUCGAGCGCUCCUCGAAAGCGUUAGCUUCGGAACUGGACCAAGGAGUCUCCAAGCUUCGCGCUCUGUCUACCUCGCCUGCUUACAACAACAUGGCGGGACUGUUCGGUGGGGCGCUGCCAGGUCAGAGUCUACCGCCAGGGAAUGAUCCUUUCGGAGCUCUAAGCGGAUUCGGACUGCCCGGCCCUGGCAUGCCACCGCAACAACAGCAGUCGAAUACGGCAGGGUUGCCCUUCGACCUCGGUCUUGGCUUCCAGCAGUCACUCAAUCCGAACGGCAUGUUCAACUUGAACGGCGCGCGCAACACGAACGAUCCUGGUGGUGCACCUGGCGCCUUCAACGGCGGCUUCUCUGGUGAUAUCGGAGCGCGAGGCAACAACCAGCAGGGCGCGGGUGCCUUGCCUGCCUUGCUCGCACAAUACCUGUCGCAAACGACAGACCAGACCAGCCGCGCAGGUGCGCUGUCCCUGUUCCAGUCCCUCGCCAAUGGCAAUACGAGCGGGCCGCUGCCUACCUCUAUGCAGGGCCUCGAAGCGCUUUUGAGCCAAGGUUCUCCUCAUCAGCAGCAUCAAGCUCGUGCAGGCAUGUCUGGCAUGGAUGGCGGCCGAGGGAGCAACAACAAUUCCUCGUCGCUGCCUGUCAACGGCGCUCCGCUUACCAAUGCUGCCGCCCUUGCCGCUCUGACGUCGCUGGGCAUCACGCCGACCAUGCUCGAUGCAUUGGGUCUUGGCUCCGUGGCACAGCAGAUGCUCGAUGCUCCAGUGGAGAGUAACAGCAAGAAGGAACGAUCGAGCCAACCUGCAGGCCACACUCGCGCUUCUCCGGACGCACGAGACGACAGUCCCGAGGCGGAUCACAGCGAUCACUUUUCCGAGCCCGCGCGCAAGAAGCGCAAGCAGGGCCGCUCGAAGACCAUCGGUUCGUCGUCCCACGUCAGUGCUGAGGCCGGCCCUUUCAAGGCCCUGUCCCACGACGCUGAACCAUCGUCGUCGCGUCCCGGUCGAGUAUCCACGGUCCCGCUUAAAGAUUCCGACUCCAGGCAGGGUCACAGAAACAUCGCCUCCAGCUCCAAGCUAUCUAGCGCGGAUACGUCGAAGCGUAUCCCCACCCUCGGUGUGGGUCUGCGACAGGAAGGAGACAAGCGCUAUCGAAAUCGCAAGCUCUUGCGCGACCUCAGAGAGCAUCUGUAUCGCUGGCUGGGAACGGAUGAGUUCCGCAAGCUGCGCAGCACCUACAAAGUCGCCGAGUGGGUGCCGAACCCGCACCUGACGGACGAAGAGAAGCAGAUCCUCGCCUCCCUACCACCAGGAGCAGUAGCACAACCGCCGAUCACAACACACAUCUUCCACGUCGACUUCACCAGUCGGGAUUUCUACCGCACCAACCAGUCGCUCAUCGAUGCCAUUGUCACCGAGGGGUCCAAGAAGGUCGAGGCGAAGCCGGAAGCCUAUGCCAUUGUACCCGGCACCAUCGAUCGGGAUCACCUGGAAGACGUAGCGAAGGACCUGAUGGAUUCUGCGCGAUCCGGGUUCCGUAUGUCGCUCCGAACGGGCCUACAGGCUGAGAAGGAGGACAAGGAGAAGCACGAAAAGUAUCGUGGCGUCGAGCGGGCCAAGACGAAAUGCCGCAAUCGCGAGAUCGGUGCGGGCCGCUUGCGCCAUGCGAUACCCAAGCAGCUCCUGGUCCCAGGGGCCUACUCGGACGACGCGGCCAGCGACGAAGAUCUGCACGGCCUCACCAAGAGCGAGUGGAAGCGUCAACGGCUGCGCAAGCUGCGCAUCGCCAAAGGUUGGGAAGCCGUGACGCCCAGGUGGAGGAACAAGCAUCUGACUCGUGCGUAUCACAAGGCAGACAUUGUGAGCAAGAGCAAGCAGAUGGCCCGCUGGAGACGCGAUGAUCCGGUAGAUCUGCCGAUCCCCAUCAAGCUAUAUGGCAAGUUGCUACCGAGACAGCUGUUCGAUGACCAGUGGUUGAGGGAGCACCGAAAGGAGUUGGAGGACGAACCGUAUUGUAUUCGGAUCAACGAGAAUGACAUCGAUGGGUGGGACGAGGGUCAUCAUCCGCUAGGGGAGGAUACGAGCGACGAGAUGGAGUGGAGCGAUGCUAAGGAGAGUUCGAGGGGAAGGUUUGGAGGGGCAGGGGUGAUGGGGGAGAGGGGGAGGGGGGAGAUGACCGAGUCGCCUGUGCCGGUGGUGGGGUCGAAGGUGGGCGAGGCCGAGGGGAAGGCGGUGGUGAAGGAGGCGUCGGAUCCCCCAGUCGAGACGAGCUCAACAAUACUCACGGCGACGGAGGAGAACGAUGCGGUAAAAACUUCAGAGGCACCCGCUGCAGCAGCCUCGGAAGGCUCGGGCACGAGCAGCGUUUCGUCGGACUCAAGAUCUGGCGCGCUGGACGCAGGCGAUACAGGCGGUAGCGAUACGGACUCGGAUUCCUCGCUUGUCCCCGCUGACGACGAGGAGAAGUUCGAGGUGACAGACAAGGUCGAGCCACCAUCGGCGCCAGCGACAGAAGGUGACACGGCAGGGAAGAGUGGAGAGAGCACAGAAGAGGUUGCGUAG